AUGUCUGUCGCCGCCCUCGCCGCCGGGGGUGUCGCGGCCAGCGCCGCCGCCGCCGCGUACCUCAACGGCAAGUACCAGCUGACCCGGGACGCGCAGGUGCUGCUGAGCAUGCGGCGCUUCGCCAAGAUCUACGAGCAAAAGGCCAAGGAGAACCGCCUGUCGCCGUGGUACUUUGUCGAGACGGCAUGCCAGGCGCACGGGCCGGAGCCCGCCAUAUGGUCCCGGUCGGGCGAGUACACGUUCGCCGAGGUGUACGCGCACAGCCUGCGGUACGCGCAGUGGCUGCUCGAGCAAGGGAUCCGGCCGGGCGAGAUUGUGUCCAUGUACCUGCAGAACAGCCCCGAGUUCAUCUUCUGGAUCUUUGCCGCGUGGUGCAUCGGCGCCAGCCCGGGCCUCAUCAACUACAACCUCGAGGGCCAGGGCUUGCUGCACUGCAUCGACGUGUGCGGCUCAAAGGUGCUCAUUGUCGACCCGGACACGGAGUGCCAGCGCCGUAUUGACCAGAGCCGCGACGAGAUUGAGGGCGGCAGCAGGGGGAUAAAGGUUGUCACGCUUGACGGUGCGUUCAAGGCCCAGCUCGCGGGGUACCCGGCGAAGGAUGCAGAUGACGCGCUGCGGCGGAACGUCAAAGGCAGCGAUCCCUAUAUCCUGCUCUUUACCAGCGGGACCACCGGCCUGCCCAAGGGGUGCCCGUUCAUUGUCAGCCGUGUGCACCAGAUGGGCACUCACAUCGCGCCUCCAUUCAACGGCAAACCGGGCGUCGACACGUGGUACAGCGCGAUGCCCAUGUACCACGGCACGGCGGUCAUGAGCCUGACAACACAGCUCCUGGGCGGCCUGCGGAUCGCCAUCGCGCCCAAGUUCAGCGUGUCCGGGUUCUGGCCCGACAUCCACGACUCGGGCGCCACCAUCUUCAUCUACGUGGGCGAGACGGCGCGGUACCUGCUCAACGCGCCGCACCACCCGCUGGAGCGGCAGCACCGGCUGCGCUGCGCGUACGGCAACGGCCUGAGGCCGGACGUCUGGACGCGGUUCCAGGAGCGCUUCGCCAUCCCGGAGGUCGCCGAGUUCUUCAACUCGAGCGAGGGCGUCUUCGGACUCGUCGUCUGGGACCGCGGCGAGUACCUGAGCAAGUGCGUCGGCCACCACGGCCUGCUGCUCCGCCUGCUCACCCGCAAAGUCCUGGUCCCCGUCGAGGUGGACGUCGACACGGGCGACAUCUGGCGCGACCCGGUCACGGGCUUCGCGCGGCGCAUGCCCUACGACGUCGGGGGCGAGAUGCUCGUCAAGGUGCCCGACCGCGCCGCGUUCGGCGGGUACUGGAAUAACCCCGAGGCCACGGCCAAGCGGUUCGCCACGGACGUAUUUGAGAAGGGCGACCUGUACUACCGCUCCGGGGAUGCCCUGCGGCGCACCGACGACGGCCACUGGUACUUCCUCGACCGCCUGGGGGACACCUUCCGGUGGAAGUCGGAGAACGUGUCCACCGCCGAGGUCGCCGAGGUGCUGGGCCAGGUCGAGGGCGUGAGCGAGGCCAAUGUGUACGGCGUCACGGUGCCCGGGCAUGAGGGCCGGGCCGGGUGUGCGGCGCUGACGCUCGACCUGAGCGUUGUCGGCUCGCAGGGUGUACAACAGCCACGAAAGAAGGGAGGAGCAGGGGCAGGAGUAGGGGGUGAGUACUUCAGGAAGCUCCUCUCGCAUGCCCGCAAGGCACUGCCCCGGUACGCCGUGCCCGUCUUCAUCCGCGUCAUGGACGCCGGCCGGAGCUCGCACAUCCACAACCACAAGCAGAACAAGGUGCCCCUGCGGAAGGAAGGCGUGGACCCGGCGCUCGUGGGCACGCUGAGCGGAGGAGGAGGCGGAGGAGGAGGUAGUGCCGAGAGUGAUGCCGACGCUGGUGGUGGCAAGGAUGUCAUCUUGUGGCUGCCGAGCGCUGGGGCGGAGGAGUACGUCGAGUUCACCGAGACGGAUUGGAACAAGUUGGUCGAGGGGAGCGCAAAACUGUAG
Messenger RNA from Microdochium trichocladiopsis, 2007 nucleotides. RefSeq names its product fatty-acyl-CoA synthase. The record is from RefSeq and is a predicted model, not a curated record. The coding region runs from base 1 to 2007 and encodes 668 amino acids. NCBI's taxonomy places the organism in Eukaryota, Fungi, Ascomycota, Sordariomycetes, Xylariales, Microdochiaceae. Gene Ontology annotation, molecular function: long-chain fatty acid-CoA ligase activity; long-chain fatty acid transmembrane transporter activity. The transcript has 3 exons.